Messenger RNA from Maniola jurtina (meadow brown), 1200 nucleotides. It is a transcript of the gene Fibp, whose product is annotated as acidic fibroblast growth factor intracellular-binding protein. Gene Ontology annotation, cellular component: nucleus. The coding region runs from base 99 to 1172 and encodes 357 amino acids. The transcript is spliced from 11 exons. Lineage: Eukaryota; Metazoa; Arthropoda; Insecta; Lepidoptera; Nymphalidae. The record is from RefSeq and is a predicted model, not a curated record.
AAACAAAAAUCAGCUGAUUUUUUCGCUUAUUUACCAAAUACCAAUCUUUCGUCUACAUAGUAUCUAAUAAUUUAAACCGAUAACCGAAAUCAAAAGAAAUGUACACAGAAGUGGAUGUUUUUGUUAGUAAUUUUACACUUAUCGAUCCCGAAAUAUAUCAACUAUGGAUUGAUGGAUGUUCAUCCAGCGAAGCUGUUUCGACCCUGCACCAGAGGUCUAUUGCCAAGCAGACCGGGGCCACAGUAGAACUCAUUGCUAGCGAUGUGUUGGACCAUUACAGAACCUUUGCCCUACUUGAGCGACUCUUGACGGUUCCAUCAAAACUGUCAGAGCAAAUGAUCUUCCAAAUUGAUGAACCUACCAAACAAAUGCUCAUUGAAAAAUAUUAUGACUUAGAUGAUGCUGUAAUAAGAGAACUUUUGGGUCGCAAGCUGUCAUCACGUCACAGGAAAGACCUAGAUGAGGUGGCCGAGCGAUCAGGCGCCCCUCUGCGCUGCUGCCGGCGCCAGUUCGACAACGUGCGGCGCGUGUUCAAGGCGGUGGAGGAGAUGCCGGGGAACGUGGUCGCUAACAUCCGCUCCACGUUUCUGAUCUCCGAGCCGCUCGCCAAAAAAUACGGCGCGGUGGUGUUCAUAGCGUGCAUGCGGUUCGAAACGGCCAAGCGCAAACUACAGUAUUUGUCCUUCAACGACUUCUACCAUUGUGCACAAGCAAUAAUGGGCAGCUGGACGUACAGCUGUACGGGGCCGGAGUACUACGACACUGAGAUGGACCGCGAGUUUCUGCUGGAGCUUCGGGAGUUGAGGAUCCUGCUGGACAAGGAGAAGGAGCAUAAGCAUUUGAUAUGUAUGCGUCUGAAGCCAAAACUCCUCGAAAAGUCGUAUCAAGAACUGGAAUUGAAUUUCAGAUUGUACACACGCGCAUUGGUCGGCUUGGCGUGCAACUUGCAUCGCGGCAGAGAACUCAGAUCCCUGUUUAUUGACUUACUCGAGAGAUGUGUGGAGCCCCUGCGCCUAGGCAGCUGGCCCAAAACAGAUUUGGCUCAGUUCCUUUGCGCCUACGAGCAAUGCGCCCUGCAGAUGGAUGUACUCAGGGAGGCAGACUUGAAGAACGUGUGGGAGCGGUACAUGAGAGUGGUCAGCCAAUGCUUAUUGACUAUGUACCAUCUUUAGUUUAAUAAAUCUAUUUAUUGAGUGUUUA